AUGUCCUUCCGCACAGCGCUGCCCAGAAGCCUGCCUUCUGCAACCCGAUCAACGACCGCCCGCGCAUACCGCCAAUCCCCCUCCUCCUCCUCCCCCCAGACAAUUGGAGCAUGCCUCUAUGCCUACCGCCGUAGCAGCAAUUGCACGAUCGCCAACAAGAGCCAACAGACCCGCUCAAUGGCUACUGCCGCUGCCGCCGGGCAUGCCAUUGCCAACCCAACGCUGGCUGGGAUUGAGAAGCGCUGGGAGGGCAUGCCGCCCCAGGAGCAGGCGGAGCUGUGGAUGCAGUUGAGGGACCGCAUGAAGGUCGAUUGGCGUGAGAUGACCCUGCAAGAGAAGAAAGCUGCCUACUACAUCGCCUUUGGCCCCCACGGCCCGCGCGCCGAAACCCCAAAGGGCGAAGGCCUCCGCGUCUUGAUGCAAGUCCUGAAAUACCUCGCCAUCUCCAGCGUAAUCUUCUUCACCGUGCGCUCGUUUGCCAAGUCACCGCCCAAGACCAUGACCAAGGAAUGGCAAGAGGCUACGAACGAAUAUGCCAAGAGAGAGAAAAUGGACCCCAUCACCGGUAUCAGCAGUGAAGGCUACUCGGGCAAGGGUCACAUCCAGAGCGCCCCCGCUAAGAAGGAAUAAUAGAUUCCCCUUUCAUCCUCCCCAUCUUCUUGCUCUUGUCGUCCCCGCGCGACUCCCGUGAUAUAUUAUUUUUUCCUCUUUUCC
Molecule: messenger RNA, 714 nt
Organism: Histoplasma capsulatum G186AR
Lineage: Eukaryota; Fungi; Ascomycota; Eurotiomycetes; Onygenales; Ajellomycetaceae
Product: cytochrome c oxidase subunit V
Exons: 3
Coding region: 1-630 (209 amino acids)
Biological process (GO): mitochondrial electron transport, cytochrome c to oxygen
Source: RefSeq, a predicted model, not a curated record